AUGGUUGAUGAAACGGGCGAUGGUGAUGAUGAUGUUAAAAGGCGCAGCAUCAUACAUCAUCCAAGUCACCCCGGCCAUGAGCUGAAGUUGCUGAGGAGAAGUUGUUCAUUCAAGUGUGACGCUUGCUGCACCACACGCAAAGGGAGUUCCUACACCUGCACCAAUGAUGCUUGUGAGUAUUGGAUCCAUGAGAAAUGUGCUUCCUUGCCACAAAGCUUCAAAAGGGAAGACCACCAUCACUCCCUCUCUUUAUCCUUUCGCGUCCCUUUUGAAUAUCUCAAUUUCAACUACAGAUGUGAUGUGUGCAACACAUAUUUGCUGCCCAACUAUUGGAUGUAUCAUUGUCAACUCUGCAGAUUUAUUGUCCACGUCAAGUGCAUUUUCAACAAGCAGCCUCGCAUCACUGAUGGCCGAGGAACUAGUUACACCGUUUGUGAUGAGACAAAGAGGAGGAGAAACAUUGAUAUCACCCAUCAUCAUCCUGCUGUUGAUGAGUUGAUGAAGGUGAAAUAUGAGUUCAUUCAUCACCAACAUCGACUCGCUUUAGUCUCAUCUGGUGAUCGAAAUCAAGAAGAAGAAGAAGAAGAAGAAGAAGAAGACGAGGAGAAUUAUGGAGUGAGAUGGGAAUUGAUAUGUGAUGGGUGCAUCACUCCUAUAUCAUCAUACUACUAUAUGAGUUGCAGUGAAUGCAAAUACAAUCUUCACUUGGCUUGCUUUCACUUGCCACCUCAACUCUCCUCACUUCCACUCCACCAACAUGAUGAUCACCAGCUUGUCCUCCAAUCUUUGGACAAACACCAACUUUGGAAGAGGGAAGAGUGCAGUGUGUGUGAGUAUGAUACGAAUGGGCUGUUUUACACUUGCACAACGUGCGGCUUCAGAGUCGAUAUCCAAUGUGCUUGUAUGCCGGAUAGCAUACAUCACGCAGCUCACCCGCAACAUCUCCUCAAGCAUGUGACCAAUUCGGAUCUAUACAGAGAUAUCAACCGAAGGCGCUUGUGGUGUGCUGCUGGUUGUGGCCAUGACACAGACGAUUAUGAUUGUUACAGGUGCUGCAGCAGCAGCCCGUGCGAUUUCAUUGUGCACGUCAGAUGCGCUUUGCUGCCUGUGUCGGUCAGCAGCUGUAGAUGGGACAAGCACCACCCACUGCUGCUGACGUACGACGCCACUCUCAACCGUCCUGUCGAUUUCUACUGCGAUCAAUGCGAAAAACAAAUGAAUCCCAGGAGUUGGAUGUAUCACUGCCGCCCCUGCGAUGUAUCCUUCCAUCCAAAAUGCUUUCCAACUACAUCCGGAAAGUAUAGAAACAGCAAGUUGGGGCAGGAAUAUGUGAUCACUGACGCAAUUCAUCCACACCCUCUCAUCUUUCAACUUCUCACAACAAAACGCCACUGCGACAUUUGUCGUUACAAUGAGAAUGAACACCAAGGAUUUUACUGUGCAUUAUGCAACUUCUUCAUUUGUCUCUACAGCUGCGGGUAUAACAUGAUCGAAAAUGGGGACAUGAAGGCUGUCGAUUGA
This is a messenger RNA of Salvia hispanica, 1521 nucleotides long. Lineage: Eukaryota; Viridiplantae; Streptophyta; Magnoliopsida; Lamiales; Lamiaceae. The record is from RefSeq and is a predicted model, not a curated record.